AAUGAAUAUCAUAAAACAUACUGUAGGUGAAAUGAGUGCUAAUAUUUUAAAAUUUCAGAUACUUAAGCAAGUUGGAGCUAAAUAUAAGCAGAUUGAGUUGAAUGAAAUGGAAAAUGGAUUAAAAAUAUUGGAAAAACUAGGCGAAAUGACCGAUCACGCUACUCUUCCGAGAGUCUUUAUUAAAGGAAAAUGUAUAGGCGGGGCUCAAGAACUAGCUGAUUUACACAAGAGCGGUGAACUGAAGGUAAUGCUUAAAAAUCUAAAUGCAAUAUGGUCAGAAAAUGAAAAAGAAUCAGGCCAAAAAAUUGACGAGAUUGAAGAAGAUCAAAAUGAAAACGAGGAAGAAGUCCGAAGAGAUUCAACUAUUAGCACAAACUAA
Molecule: messenger RNA, 379 nt
Organism: Dimorphilus gyrociliatus
Lineage: Eukaryota; Metazoa; Annelida; Polychaeta; Dinophilidae
Source: the annotation of a GenBank genome assembly